AUGACACCCCUUGCUUUCUUCCUCCAAACUUCGAUGCUGUCUACCGAUACGGAAGGUGAACAAGACGAUAAAGAUAAGCCUAAAGUCACGAUCACGACGGUCCACGCUGCCAAAGGAUUGGAAUGGCCGGUCGUGUUUAUACCUGCUGUCGAACAAGGUACCUACCCUUCGUAUCGAUGUACCGAAGCACAUGAAAUAGCAGAAGAAAGGAGACUACUCUACGUCGCUAUGACAAGGGCGCAGAACUUCUUGACAAUGUCAUAUUGCCAAUUCCGAAUGAUGGGUGGAGAGGAGAAUGACAAGGAAGCUAGCGAGUUUGUGGGAAUGGUAAAUAGGCAUCAACCAGGCAUGCUAUCUACCAAUCUGCCUGACAUUGAUCUUGCUGUAAGGAGGUACACAUCUACAAUGCUAGGUAGACCACAUCCGGAUGAAGAUGGAGCCAAGGAGAUGAUAAUGAGGCAUGUUCGAGCUGCGCCACCUCUGAGUACAUGGGAUGCACCUGAACCACGAGAUAAAUGGUCCAACAGAUUCGCAAGGAGGGAAGUUACAAAAGCUACUCGAGCAGCGGAAUAUUGGGCUUCAGAAUCAGAUGAAUACGCUUUACCCGGUAAUGCCAAAAGUGAUGGGAAUGGGGAAAAUCCAUAUGCAGCUUCAAUGGUAUCAGGUUUCACUUCAGCUAGAAUGGGUUUAAACUCAAAGUCAAAACAACCCUCAAAAUCGAAUUCCACCAGAAAUGAAAAACCGAUUAAAGAAGUGAUCAAAAUCAAAUCUGCCAAUAAAAACAUACCUGAUUUAUUACCAUUUACAUUUGGACAACCUGAUCCCAUCAGAUCAGAUGCCGAUUUAGGUUCUUUUCAAAAAGGUGGUAAUGCCGCUUUAGCUUUUAUGGCUACUCUAGGUUUACCGCCUGAUUCUGCUCCUUCUCCUUCAUCUUCGUCCGCUGGUGGGACCGCAAUCGGAAUUGGAAGUAGAGGCCAUAAAGGAUCAAGUCCAUUCAUGGGAAAUGGAAACGGAACUGGAAAUGGGAAUGGAAAUAACAGUAGUCCGAUUUUAGGAAAUAGUCCUUCUCUACUUCCAAGUAGAUUACCAAUUGUCCCAGGAUCAGGAUCAGGUUCUAACCUUUCAAGCUCUUCGAGAGAAAGAGGAGCAGGAAGUAUAGCUUUAGGUGGUAACUCCACUAAUUCAAAUGGAUUGAACAGAGGUACCAAACGAUUGGGUAUGGGUAGACCAGCACCGUGGGGAGCUAAGAGACCUAGAGAAGGAUAA
Kwoniella shivajii is the source of this 1266-nucleotide messenger RNA. RefSeq lists its product as uncharacterized. NCBI's taxonomy places the organism in Eukaryota, Fungi, Basidiomycota, Tremellomycetes, Tremellales, Cryptococcaceae. Gene Ontology annotation, cellular component: nucleus. The transcript is spliced from 6 exons. Gene Ontology annotation, molecular function: 3'-5' DNA helicase activity; DNA binding; ATP binding. Bases 1 to 1266 code for a protein of 421 amino acids. Gene Ontology annotation, biological process: recombinational repair. The record is from RefSeq and is a predicted model, not a curated record.